AUGUCUAUUCGGAAGGAAAAUGAAGAUCUGCGUGCCAAAAACAAUACAUUAACCUCACAACUUGGAAAAUUAAAUGAUAGGAUACGAGAUUUGGAACAGUACAGCAGAACAAACAAUGUGGAAAUUAGUGGGAUUCCAAAAACUGCUAAUGAAAACGUCAAAUCUGUAGUGAAGGACAUUGGGUCAGCAUUGGGUCUGGAGGUGGAGACAAGCAGCAUCGCAGCAGCCCACAGAAUCCCUUCGUACAAUAAAACCCGAGUGCCAUCCCUGGUGGUACAGUUUACGGAGAGGACAAUGAAGGAAGCAUUUAUCAACAAGUUUAAGGAGGCUAGGGCAAGGAAUGAACACCUCACGGCUGAUAAAGUGAACAACACCUUUCCCCGGGACAGAGUAUUCGUGAAUGAUCACCUAUCUCCAGAAAACAAGAUCUUCCUAUCCAAGUUGAAGCAGAAGUGCGCUGAAGUCGGUUACUCUUUCGUAUGGUGUCGAGGUGGGAAAUUCUUUGUGCGGAAAUCUGAAGGUGAGAAGGCGAUCAAAGUGAGUACCUACGAGGAGAUAGGAAAGAUCAAAUAA
Messenger RNA from Macrosteles quadrilineatus (aster leafhopper), 573 nucleotides. RefSeq lists its product as uncharacterized. Bases 1 to 573 code for a protein of 190 amino acids. Lineage: Eukaryota; Metazoa; Arthropoda; Insecta; Hemiptera; Cicadellidae. The record is from RefSeq and is a predicted model, not a curated record. The transcript has a single exon.